AUGGAGGAGAACAUGGUGGAAGACCGGUGCUCUGAUAAUGGUGUCUCGACGUUUGACGACGGGCUCCACUGCAACUGCAUUGCGAAGACGGUGGACAACGGUGGACUCGAGAGCAAGAGGUUUUACUUGGCUCGCACGACAGUCUUUGAGAUGCUUCGCGACAGAGGCUACCAAGUUUCCGACGCCGAGCUCUGUCGCUCUCUCUCUGAGUUUCGCUCUGUUUUUGGUGAAAAGCCAGACCUUGAAAGCCUCCGUAUCUACGCGCCUCUUAGCUCAGAUCCCAACAAAAAGAUCCUUGUUGUGUUCAUGGGGUCUGAACCAAUCACUGUGAAAUCAAUCCGUGCUAUUCAUAGUCAGAUUUCCAGCAGUCAAGGCUUGCAUGGGCUGAUUCUGGUCUUACAGAGCAAAAUGAACCACUUUGCCCACAAGGAAUUGACAACCUUUCCGUUUAAAGUUGAAACUUUCCCGAUAGGAGAUUUGUUGGUGAACAUCACGAAGCACGCUCAGCAGCCAAAGAUUGAGAUCUUAACCAAAGAGGAAAAAAACCAAUUGCUGAAGGAGUAUGCGCUUGAGGACAAACAGCUUCCUUAUUUGCAGGAGAGUGACAGUUUCGUGAGAUACUAUGGGUUGAAGAAGAAACAGGUGGUGAGGGUUACAUACAGUAAAGAGCCUGUUGGGUCUUUCGUCACAUACCGAUGCAUCAUCUGA
Molecule: messenger RNA, 708 nt
Organism: Microthlaspi erraticum
Lineage: Eukaryota; Viridiplantae; Streptophyta; Magnoliopsida; Brassicales; Brassicaceae
Source: the annotation of a GenBank genome assembly